UUGAAUUCAGCGACUUCACCAUGCCGAGACCUUGUUCAUCCAAGAACAGGCGUUUCGGAUUGUCCCCAACGUAAGUACUUGUGUGAAAAUCCCAUCUACCGUCAAUUAAUGGCUGAACAGUGUCCGUUAACGUGCAAUAAAUGUAAUGGUGCAACUAAUAAUGUGGGACCAGGAAGAGUCUGUCAAGAUCUUGUCCAUCCCCGAACUGGUGUGUCGGAUUGUCCACAAAGGAUAGGAUUAUGUCAAAAUGCGAUAUAUCGGCAGCUUAUGAGUGAGCAGUGCCCUAAAACAUGUGGCUAUUGUGUUUAGGG
This is a messenger RNA of Strongylus vulgaris, 311 nucleotides long. The record is from the annotation of a GenBank genome assembly. NCBI's taxonomy places the organism in Eukaryota, Metazoa, Nematoda, Chromadorea, Rhabditida, Strongylidae.